This is a messenger RNA of Acanthochromis polyacanthus (spiny chromis), 5513 nucleotides long. RefSeq names its product WD repeat domain 26b (gene wdr26b). Bases 404 to 2224 code for a protein of 606 amino acids. NCBI's taxonomy places the organism in Eukaryota, Metazoa, Chordata, Actinopteri, Pomacentridae. Gene Ontology annotation, biological process: proteasome-mediated ubiquitin-dependent protein catabolic process. Gene Ontology annotation, molecular function: protein binding. Gene Ontology annotation, cellular component: GID complex. The record is from RefSeq and is a predicted model, not a curated record. The transcript has 14 exons.
UCCUGUUACGUCACAGCGUCGGGCCUCCAUUAGAGCUGCAGCUGUUUUCAGAGAAACAACAACAAAACGGUCAGACUGACGGAGCUCCGCCGUGACAGUCCGCUCCAAACCUGGAAACGCAACCUUCAUUUCCCACCCGGAGCUCCGCCGGCUUCUAACCACGGCCGCUCUCGGUGAGGAAACUCUGGCCUCCGCUUCCUCCUCCUCCGACUCGGACACCGGCGGAGCGUCGCCGCCCCCGCGGAAGAAGCACCGAGCCUCGGCGGCGGAGGGAGCAGGAGAGCCCGGGGCUUCAGCAGUCGUAACAGGCCUGUCCGGAGUUGUCCUAGGACUUGCUACUCACUCUCAAGCCACUUCAGCCAUCCACUUUAACCGAAGCGUCGUCAACAACCUCAGCGGCAGCAUGCAGGCAAACGGGGCAGGACAGGGACAGGAAUCCUCGGAGCUCUCCUGCCUGAACAGCGCACAAAACGGGGAGUCAUCUUCGGCCGGGGGGACCCACUCCAACGGGCUGCUCUCCAGUACGGACAACGGUAACAGUGUCGGUACCAGCAACGGCUCUUCAAUCGGGACUUCCUCAGCCGCCUCCACGGCCUCGGGCUCGGAGGUGGGCUCGCUGAAGAAGAAGAAGCGGCUAUCGCAGGCGGAGGAGGAUGUCAUACGAUUAAUAGGACAACAUCUCCACGGACUGGGACUCAAUCAGACGGUGGAUCUGCUGAUGCAGGAAUCGGGCUGCCGGCUGGAACAUCCUUCGGCCACCAAGUUCCGAAACCAUGUCAUGGAAGGAGAAUGGGACAAGGCUGAGAAUGAUCUCAACGAGCUGAGAGCACUGAUGCAUUCUCCCAACGCUAUUGUGCGUAUGAAGUUCCUGCUGCUGCAGCAGAAGUACCUGGAGUACCUGGAGGACGGCAAAGUCCUGGAGGCUCUGCAGGUCCUCCGGGGAGAGCUGACGCCGCUCAAGUACAACACGGAUCGCAUCCACGUCCUCAGCGGGUACCUCAUGUGCAGCCACGCCGAGGACCUUCGAGCCAAGGCCGAGUGGGAAGGGAAGGGCACCGCCUCACGCUGCCGGCUGCUGGACAAACUACAGACCUACCUGCCGCCCUCCGUGAUGCUGCCGCCUCGCCGGCUGCACACUCUGCUGCGACAGGCGGUGGAGCUGCAGAGGGACCGCUGCCUUUAUCACAACACCAAGCUGGACAGUAACCUGGACUCGGUGUCCCUCCUGCUCGACCACGUCUGCAGCAGGAAGCAGUUCCCGUGUUACACCCAGCAGAUCCUCACGGAACAUUGUAAUGAGGUGUGGUUCUGCAAGUUCUCCAACGACGGCACCAAACUGGCCACCGGCUCCAAAGACACUACGGUCAUAAUCUGGCAAGUGGACCCGGAGAGCCACCAGGUGAAGUUGCUGAGAACCCUGGAGGGUCACGCCUACGGAGUCUCCUACCUGGCCUGGAGCCCCGACGACACCUACCUGAUUGCCUGUGGACCCGACGACUGCUCCGAGCUCUGGCUCUGGAACGUCCAGACGGGGGAGCUGCGCACCAAGAUGUCCCAGUCCCACGAAGACAGUCUGACCAGCGUAGCCUGGAACCCCGACGGCAAACGCUUCGUCACCGGAGGACAGAGAGGACAGUUUUAUCAGUGUGACCUGGACGGUAACUUGUUAGACUCCUGGGAGGGCGUCAGAGUUCAGUGUCUCUGGUGUCUGAGCGACGGACGGACAGUUCUGGCCUCAGACACCCACCAGCGCAUCCGAGGAUACAACUUCGAGGACCUAACGGACAGAAACAUAGUUCAGGAGGACCACCCUAUCAUGUCUUUUACUGUUUCAAAGAACGGAAGAUUAGCUUUGUUAAAUGUAGCAACUCAGGGAGUGCACCUGUGGGACCUUCAGGACCGGGUGCUGGUCAGGAAGUACCAGGGUGUGACCCAGGGCUUCUACACCAUCCACUCCUGCUUCGGAGGACACAACGAAGACUUCAUCGCCAGUGGCAGCGAAGACCACAAAGUAUACAUCUGGCACCGGCGUGGAGAGCUUCCCAUCGCUGAGCUCACCGGACACACUCGCACCGUGAACUGUGUGAGCUGGAACCCGGCCAUCCCGGGCCUCAUGGCCUCGGCCUCCGAUGACGGCACCGUCCGGGUCUGGGGUCCGGCACCGUUCCUCGACUCGCAGGAGGCCGACGGACUCAACGAAAACUGCAGUAACAUGGACAGUUGAUGGUCGCUCUCGGAGCCGAUGACGUCUCUCUUUAACAACCCAACAAUCCUACAAUAAGACGAAAACUCCAACUAAACCGGACACCAAGCCAAGCGAAGAAUCUCCAUCCGAAGCCACAAAAAAGAGAAAACCACGAGCGAGAAGAUUUCUGUCGGAGGCGACGACGACAACGACGGACUCUGAAAAAUUCACGUCCUCGAACCCGACGGCCCGGAGAACCUCUGAGGCCAGCGGGAACCUCCGCUGGCCGGCCAGCUGCGACUCUUCCAACCGAACCCUUCGUCCUCCAUCCGGCUGCUGGGUGGACAGACGUCUCCUGAUUGGACCACACCUGUCUGCUGCUGGACUCACCUGUAAAGAGUCUCCAUGGACCGGGGCGGGGUGUUGGGGGACGAUAGAGCAGCUCUUCUGUAUGUAUGUUUCCCUCUGUCACCCCUCUUUCUCGCUAGAUUCCCUUUGUUUUUGGAUAAAAAAGGCUGAAAAUCCUCCGUUAAAAACAAACAAAACAAACACUGACCGACCAGCUGACAGAGAGAGAAAAAGAAAACAAAAAACGAGGCUAUGCUAAAUGUUUUUUAGCUUCAUUUAGCUCCAGUAGCGGCCGUGGAAAGCGUUGGCGUGAAGAUUCCACUUUGUUUUUUUUCUCAGCAUUUAGAGACGGAAAAAAAAACCAAACGUUUUACUCCUUAAUUUAAACGAGGAGAAAUUGCCGUAAUGAGGCCCCGCCCCCUUCCUCUGACGUCAAACUAGCUAGCUAGCUAACCGCACAACUCCAUCACAUCUGAGGACGACCGGGGAUCCACAUACCAGCCGGAGGUUCUUCUGUUUUGUUUUUUUCCCCGCUUCCUCUAAAGACGCUUGGAAGAGUUCACGUGCGACUUAAACGUGCACGCCAAUGACUGCUACAAAAAGUGAGGCUACGCUAAAUGUUUUUUAGUUCCAUUUAGCUUGAGUAGCGGCCGUGGAAAGCUCUAGUGUUGUUUUUUCUCGGCAUUUAGAGAAGGAAAAAAAAUUUUACUCCUUAAUUUAAAUGAGGACGAGUUGACGUAACGAGGCCCCGCCCUGUCCUCUGAGCUCGCUAGCUAGCUAGCUAACCACACAACUCCAUCACAUCUGAGGACGACGGGAGGAUCAACAUGCCAGCUGGAGGUUUUAUUUUUCCCCCACUUCCUCUAAAGACGCUUUCAGACGUGGAAGAGUUCAAGUGCGGCUUAAACGUACACGCCGGUGACUGCUGCAUAAAACGAGGCUAUGCUAAAUGUUUUUUAGCUUCAUUUAGCUCCUGUAGCGGCCGUGGAAAGCGAUAGCGUGAAGAUUCCACUUUGUUUUUUCUCAGAAUUGGAGACGGAAAAAAAACUUUUUACUUCUUAAUUUAAUCGAGGAACAGUUGCCGUAACGAGACCCCGCCCCCUUCCUAUGAGCUAGCUAGCUAGCUAACUGCACAACUCCAUCGCAUCUGAGGACGACCGGGGAUCCACAUAUCAGCCAGAAGUUUGGUUUUUUUUCCUGCUUCCUCUAAAGACGCUUGGAAGAGUUCAAGUGCGACCUAAUGUGCUCGUUAGCGUGACCGAGUGAUGGUGAGCGUGCAUGACGUUGUUUCCGGGUGCAGACGAAAUCGGCGUGUUUAAUUUUUUAUUUUAUUUUUUUGUACGUGUGUUCAAUUCGCACCAGCAGAAGAUUGUCCUUCCCCCCCGACAUCCCUCAAGAGUCAAAUUGUAAAGAGGAUUUUAAUCAUCCAAAGCCCCUGUACGGACCUCGAUCUAACCAUCUGUGGAACAAAGAAUACUUGAGAGCCAUUUUGUAAUAAAUUUGUUGUUUUUUUUUUUUUUUUUUUAAAUCCGGGGCUUUAAUUCCUCCUUCCCUCCUUCUUUUUACCAUUCAAACGGCACUGAUGGAUUCAGAAACAGCUCAGAGAUAGAGGUCAUUUAGAAGGUAAAGCCCACAGACUGCCUUCCCGUUCAUACAGUUGCACACAAACCUUCAGUAUGUUCGAUAAACCCUCCACCUUCCCUCCACUCGCUGCUCUCUUGCACGUCCGGCGUAAAUCGACAGCAGGAUCUCUGCCUCUAUGCACCCCCAACGCAGCGAAUAAAAGUCUAAAAACAGAAAAAGGAAAUAACGGAAUCUAAAUCGGCGUUACGGAAACCAACUUUCAGAGCUUUCUUCCUCCCCCUUUUUUCAGGGUAUGUAAUGACUAUUUGCUACAGUAAAGUGUUUAAAAAUAAAAAACAACAGUGCUUUUUCUGUCUGUUUUUAUCUUUUGUUACUUUUGUUCACAUUUUAUCUUUUAUUUUAUUUUUCUUUUCGGUUGAUAUUUCCUUGUAUGAUCAUAUUAAAAUAUAACCAGACAUUCGGAGUCCUAAUUAUUAUUAUUAUUAUUUUGUUAAUCUUUAAUAACCCCUCUUUAUCCUUUCCUUUUUUUGUUCUUUUUUUGUGUUUAUAUCUCACCACUGCUUUCACAACUAAACUUAUAUGCACAGUAACACAAGAGGCCGGCCGACAGGAAGCGUGUUACCUUCAAUCAAAUCAGGUUCGAACUAUCCACCCCUCGCCUUUAACGAGUGCUCCUCCUCCAUGUGUUGAACUUUUAUCUUCUCGGUGUGUUAUUUUUUUUCUUUUUCUUCUUUUCUCCUGGACCACAGAACCUCUUCCACGCCACACAUCAUUUCAGAAGACCCGAGAGAAAACAAAAAAAAAAAAAACCUGCUGGUGGCAACAACAACAAAAAAACAACAAAAAAAUGUCUGUAUGCAACCUGGUGUCUGUUCUGUUUACCGAAGGAGUCGUUUCUGAUUUAAUGUCUUAUUCUCAGCGGUGGUGGUGGCGGCGGGUCGGGACCGGGGGGGAAUAUAAGGGCUUACUGUAGCAUCGCUAAGUUCUUUGGGUUCGGGAGGGGAAAAAACAAACAGAAAAAAACGAAGGGAGAUGUGUUGGGGAGGGGAGUUUUUGCGUUCAGUGUGUUAUUUACAUUAAAAAAGUGAUUGUACUGUUUUGUAUUGUUGUGUAGGAAAAGUGUUAUGUAUGCAUAUUUUCAAUAAAGCAUUCAGGGUUUUGGAAAUAAAAAAAACAAAACAAACAGAAAACAAAGCAGGAGUUUGGUGGAGCUCCCAGUGCAGCCGUCCGCCCUGAAUCACUGACUUGCAUGUGUGGAGGCCUCCAGGACCGUUUCUGUUUCUAAAUGUCUGGGAAGCGAUGUGGAGGGCUAGAGCACCUGGGAGGAGGCCGUCUCUGAUGCCAACGUUAGCAGUAAUAAGAACAAUUGCCAAUAAAGUCGACUUAUUUUAAGUAA